CAAACCAUUUUCUUUCUUUAUUUCUUUGUUUUACUCUAUCCAAUGGUUCCGACUGUGCACCCUUCAUCAUCAUCUUGUCUUACAAGUGAAGCAGAUGAAAAGUACGCAAAUGUAAACUGGGAAGAGCUUGGAUUCACUCUGAUUCCAACAGAUUAUAUGUAUGUGGCGAAAUGCAAACAAGGAGAGAGCUUUUCAGAAGGGAAGAUUGUUCCUUACGGGGACAUUUCAAUAAGCCCUAGUGCUGGGAUUCUCAACUAUGGCCAGGGACUAUUUGAAGGUCUCAAGGCUUACAGGACACAAAUGGGACGGAUCACACUCUUUCGCCCUGAACAAAACGCUCUUCGUAUGCAAAUGGGUGCGGAUAGGCUUUGUAUGACACCUCCUUCCGUUGACCAGUUCGUCGAGGCAGUUAAGCAAACUGUGAUUGCCAACAAGAAAUGGGUUCCUCCUCUGGGUAAAGGAACUUUGUACAUUAGGCCUCUGCUCAUAGGGAGUGGUGCGGUCCUUGGAAUAGCUUCAGCACCUGAAUACAUGUUCGUUGUUUACGUAUCUCCCGUUGGAAAUUAUCAUAAGGUCAGCUCAGGCUUAAACCUCAAAGUUGAUCAUACGUAUCGACGUGCCCAUACCGGUGGAACUGGCGGUGUAAAGAGCUGCACAAACUAUUCUCCAGUUGUGAAAUCGUUGCGUGAAGCAAAGUCAGCGGGUUUCUCUGAUGUUUUGUUUCUGGAUGCGGCAACUGGCAGAAACAUCGAAGAGGUUUCUACUUGUAACAUCUUCGUUGUCAAGGAAAAUAUUAUGUCUACUCCACCAAUUUCAGGAACUAUUUUACCAGGAAUCACAAGGAAAAGCAUAAGCGAACUUGCCCGUGAUAUUGGCUACCAGGUUCAAGAACGUGAUGUUUCUGUGGAUGAGCUAUUAGAGGCGGAAGAAGUAUUCUGUAAAGGAACUGCAGUGGUCGUUAGAGCUGUUGAAAGUGUGACCUUUUAUGAGACAAAGAUAAAAUACAUAACAGGAGAAAAUGCAUUGUCUACGAAGCUUCACGUCAUGUUAACCAAUAUUCAAAUGGGCGUUGUUGAAGAUACGAAGGAUUGGAUGGUAGAGAUCAAUGAUACAAUUGGAAUAGAUACGUUUCUUAAUUAAAAAAAAAAGUAAGAAAGUGGGGGAAAAGAAGAACAAAGAAUAAAGGAAUCAAACAAUAAAAAAUGGAAAGCGUGGAAGAAUUGGAAGAAAAGUUUGCUAUAUUUUAAAGAGAAAUCGCUCUGUAAAAAGCUCUUGUUUAAGAGUUUAAAUCGUCAAUAAAAUAUAAAUUAAAAGAGUUUUUUAUAAGUAAUGUAAGGAUGCAACUAUGUUUUCACUAAUAAUAUGAGGAGGUUUUUUUUUUAUAAAAAAGGUUUUAUGACUAUUAUAUUUUUUCUUUGACAUCAAAACACUAUUUUCUUACUCAAAUUUGAAAUUUGAGAUGUUUUGCAAAAUUAAAUUGGAAUAUACCAACCCAUAAAAGCAAAACUUUAUCAAAAGAUCUUGCAGUCUGUGCUUAAAAAUUUGCAGUGGAAUUGACGACACGAGGUACUCGUGUAGGAAAUGGAGAAUGAUUGAAAGUGCCUUUGGAGCCUAAAAUUUUCUUUAAGCUUGUUGAGAAGUUGUCUGUGGAGAAUUUGUGCCAUUUUCCGUGAUUUUAAAUCAUGGCAAUCAUACUUGGCAGUCUGCUGAUAUGACAUAUGUCAAUGAUGGACUAGCCGAUUGACCGGACGAUGGCGAGGACGUGUCUGAUGGAUGGGUCGAGAAGAGGGCUCAAAUGAAUCAAGAUGGACCUGAUCUCAAUUUGGAAAUUGGUGGGUCUUCUUAACGAUCAUGUGGGACAUAAGAAACAUUUUGAUCAAGCUAGAAAUGAAGUGGAUCGAGACCAAAAUGAUGAUGGUCGAGUUAAGGCCUUCUCGGCCUAAGAAAUAAUUGUUGACCAUGAUGAUCCCAUUUGUUUUCUGACUGGGUCUAUGAGAACAUUGAGAAGAUAUAAAACCAAACAACUUAAAGAGGAAUUGGACACCUGCCCCAGUCUAUUGAAAAUGAAGAAUCAUCUUUUGGUCGAGUCAAUGGGACAGCUUUGCUAUUCAACAUCUCGUUUUCCUGAGUUUAAGGCUUGACAUUUUUCCUUUCAAGUCUUUCUAGUUUUUCUACAUUCUUAUUAUGUGUUCACGCUUUUUCUUUCCUACAUAAACCUUUGAAGGUGUUUCUUUUGAAAUUAACCAUCAUGUUUCAAUCAAAAUCCUUUUUACAAUUUGGUGGUUCAUUUGUUCUUGACGUACAACUUGGUUGUGAGGUGUGUGAACCUGAAGCAACCAACAACUUAUCAUGUUGACUUGGUGAGUUAUAUCCAUAGACAAGAGAGUGGGUGAAUCCAGGGUCUUUGGCGCCCUAAUAUAACUCAUUUAGUCCAUUUAUCACCCGAAAUAAGCUAGUAGCUACUCAGCUCAUACUAUCUUUCCGCUCCAACCAAAAUCAGGGUGGCCGAGUCCUGGGCAAGGUUUUAUCAGGUUGCAUUAGAGCACCACUCUAAAUAUCUGUACCAUUUGGUUUAGUUUUCAUUCUCAUUUCAAAAUUCAAUUCAUUCUUAUCUAUCUAUCUGAUUGAAAGUGAGCCGACCGUGUUAAAAGAAAAGAUCAAAAGAAAAGUUUAAAACAAAAUUACUUCAAAGACCGAUUUGUUGAUUUUUUCGUAAGUCAAAUGAUUGGUUAGCGAAGACUCAACAUGAAUGUUCUGGCUCAAGAUGUCAACCUUCUUGUUAAUUAUGAAAAUGUCUUAAAUAUCCGUGUACAAGGAAAAAGUCUUAUACCUUCUUGCCAGAUACGCUUUUUAGGAUCAGGAAAAUUACAUUUUCUAAAAUUACAUUUUCUAGGAUAAGUAUAUUUUCAUAAAGGGAAAAAGAAAUUGAGAAUUGUGGCUACUAUAAAUAUAGGUCAAAAAAAUUUUAAAUUAUUUAUUUCACAUAAUGAAUAUACAAACGUAAACGGGUAUUUAUCUCAGAUCGUUUUGUUUUUUUUUUCAUUUUUUAAAGUUAGUUCGCGUUCGUUCAUAACACUUCUUCUUCUUCGUAUCCUUGAUCACCUCACCAUUUACAACAUUAUGAACAUUAUCGCUUUUUAUGUUGGUGUUGUAGCCUACAUCAAAUCAAAGUAGUUCAAACAUGCACUUCAAGUUUCUAUUUUCCUAAUUUUUUUAUUUUUUAUAUAUAUAUAACUGUUACGUUUAUAAAUCAAUAACAUGAACACUCACUACAAAAAAAAAAAUAGUGAACUGAAUCACUUAAGUUGUGUCAUAAAAAUAAGUGAUACUAUUUUACAUUACUUAUUCUCAAAUGAAAUAAAUAUCCAUAAUUUAAAAUCAGUUAUAACAAUUGACGUUUUUAUGAAUUGAUUUAACAUCAGUUUAAUUAAAUGAUAUAAUUCUUACUAAUUUGUAUCAUUUUAACGGAACUGAUAUUAUUUUAAUAUUUUAAAUCGCUUAAAUAACUGAUACAUGUGUUUAUUUUUGGCUAACGUCAUUUGUUAGAAUGUUACAAAACUUACGUCAAUAAAUAACUGAUACAAACAAAAUAGAUUUUCUUUUUGUUAUUUUACCUUAGUUUGCAUCAUUUUUUUUUACUCAACUAGAAUUUGAUUAAACAGAUGAAAUGAAACUUACAAACAUAAUGCCAAUACUCAGACAAACAAAGCCCGAAUGAUUUACAGGAACCUACACCCAAUAGAUUUAUGGGAACAACACUAUCGUACCAACUUGAGACAAAAGAGAGACUAAUCACUAGAGGGUCUCCAAAUCCAUAAUACUCAAACAUACUAUUUUCACAUCGCCAACAGAGCUGAAAGACAAGAGCUCGAGUAGAACCACACUGCUACAAAGCGGAGAGUGAACACCAAGAACCCCACCAGACUCUAAAUGGCCGAGAUAGUUGCAACAUAACAAAGAGCAAAGGCAGAAACUUCACCACGACCAUUAUCAAGAGGAGCCAAAACCGAAAACAAGCUCAAGCACAAGAUAAAAACCUUGAACUCUGACCGGGAAAAUGCCUUCCAAGACCUCCAAUUCUUACACGCGGACCCUCGCAUCCCAAACUCAGCCAUCUACCGACUGAAGAACGGCCACCUCCUCGCAAGAGAAGAACUGAAGGACGGAACCACUGCGACGCUAGUAACCCCACUAGAAACACACAGCUUCUAGGAAGAGAGAGUAGAUGCUCCCGCAACAAGACCACAACCAAAAGACGAACCACAAACCAGACUUGAACCAACUCCUAGCAUAGCAACCUUGAUACGGAUAAGAAGAAAAGCCGAGCACAUGAACAAGACCAGGCCAAACCAACUAGGAAUCUGUUAUAGAAACUAAAGCCGGAACAUCUAGCCCCGCCAAAACAAACCCGUUGCUAAAGACACAACAGACACCAACCGGAAAGACCAACACCAGCGAUCAACUCCAAAACCACCGCCAAGACCAUGACGCUACAAGACCAUCCGAUAUACCAACCCAAACAAGCACGAAGGAAUCCGAGACACGACUCGAUAAGGGACCACCAUGAACCGGCGGCUGACCCAACCAACUAGCCACACGACUUCCAAGAAGACCGUGACCCGACACAAGCUCCUCGAACCAAAGCCUUCCGCCUAACUAGAAAUACACCCUAACAUAAUCUAAAUACGAGAUCUACAGAGAUGAACGGUUGAAGGGAGAAAUAGGGAGGAGAGGAUAAGGUGAUGAACAGUUUUUGGAAGUUGUGUUACGUUUUUGCAUAGUUUGCAUCAUUUAAAAUAUUUGUUCUAUUAUAAAACAUUUAAAGAAAUAUCAGCCAAACUUACGUGAAAUUAGUUACGAUUUCUGCGAUUUUGUUUUUUUUAAUGGUUUUAAUAGAUUAGAUUGACCCAUGUUCUUCCAUAACUGCUUCAUGAUCUCAAAAAAAUCACAUUAUCUGUCAAUAUUCUCACUCAUCUGUUCGUGUUGCUUCUCAGUUUCCUCAACUUUUUUAUAAGUUCCAAAUUUAUUGUUCUAGGCUACUUGAUAAGAAAAAUUCACACAUAUGUAUAAUACCUGCGAUGAAUUACUUCUCUAGUAGUCAAGCAUUUUUUAUGGGUCAUGAUGAUAAUGAUUAUAUUUUUUCUUAUGCAGGGUUUGAAAGUAAAAAAGUAAAGAAGAAUCUGCUAACUGGACGAAUCUGAUAAAAAAAAUCUGAAAAGAAUUCAUUCUUUUCUGUGGCAAAUGAAGAAUCACUUGCAUAUUUAAAAGAGUAGAAGUCUCGGAAAAAAACAGAUGAUGGAAAAUUCUUCAAUAAAUCAAUUGAGUUUCAGGCUACAAAUGGAGACCGAAGAUGAAGAUAAAAAAAGAAGAAUUCUUUUUAAUUUACAAUCCUUUUCUCUACAUGAAUUCAAGUUCUUUCAUCUUCAUGCUUUUUGUGGAGUCUAUGUAUUUUUUUUCUUGUUCUUCAGAUUAUCGUCAAUGAAAAAUAGUUUUUGGAAAAGCAUUUUCCUUUCUAAGCCAAACGUUCAAAUGGUAAAGUACAUUUACUCGACAAUUAUAAAUUACACAAUUAUUAAAAUAUUAAUUUAAAAAAUUAAAAUUAGUUUAUAUCAGUUAUUGUUAAAUUAUAGAAAUAAUUAAAAUCAUUUGCUUUAAUUGACACAAAACUAACAUCAUUUAAAAACUGAUGUAGAUUUUAAUAUCAUUUU
Molecule: messenger RNA, 5708 nt
Organism: Brassica napus (rape)
Lineage: Eukaryota; Viridiplantae; Streptophyta; Magnoliopsida; Brassicales; Brassicaceae
Product: putative branched-chain-amino-acid aminotransferase 7
Exons: 10
Coding region: 43-1140 (365 amino acids)
Biological process (GO): branched-chain amino acid metabolic process
Molecular function (GO): branched-chain-amino-acid:2-oxoglutarate transaminase activity
Source: RefSeq, a predicted model, not a curated record